AUGUGACACUGGCAGAUUAAAACGCUCUGAUGGGGAAGGGCUUACAGGCUGAGUCAAAAGCCAAGAAGUCUCUUUAUUUACGCCUACCUCCCAGCCCUUGGCAAUCUGACUAAUAACAAACUGAGCUAACAAGAAAUACUAGAAAAGGAGGAAGGAGAACAUUGCUGCAGCUUGGAUCUACAAACUAAGAAAGCAAGAGUGAUCAGUCCCAGCUCUGUUAAACAUCUUGUUUACUUACUGCAUUCAGCAGCUUGCAAAUGGUUAACUAUAUGCAAAAAAGUCAGCAUAGCUGGGAAGUAUGCUGUGAAUUUUAAUUGAGGGAAAAAGGGACAAUUGCUUCAGGAUGCUCUAGUAUGCACUCUGCUUGAAAUCUUUUCAAUGAAUUGCUCAGUAUUCUAUCUUUGACCAGAGGUUUUAACUUUAUGAACCUAUGGGAUUUGACAAAAAGUGAUAUUUGAGAAGAAAGUACCCAGUGGUUGGUGUUUUCUUUUUUAAUAAAGGAACUGAAUUACUUUGAACACCUCUUCCAGCUGUGCGUUACAGAUAACGUCAGGAAGAGUCUCUGCUUUACAGAAUCGGAUUUCAUCACAUGACAACAUGAAGCUGUGGAUUCAUCUCUUUUAUUCAUCUCUCCUUGCCUGUAUGUCUUUACAGUCCCAAACUCCAGUGUUCUCAGUCAGAAGCUCUUGUGAUUCUCUCUGCAAUUGUGAGGAAAAAGAUGGCACGAUGCUAAUAAAUUGUGAAGAAAAAGGUAUCAAGACAGUAUCUGAAAUAAGUGUGCCACCAUCACGACCUUUCCAACUAAGCUUAUUAAAUAAUGGCUUGACAAUGCUUCACACAAAUGACUUUUCUGGGCUUACCAAUGCUAUUUCAAUACACCUUGGAUUUAACAAUAUUGCAGAUAUUGAGAUAGGUGCAUUUAAUGGCCUUGGCCUCCUUAAGCAACUUCAUAUCAAUCACAAUUCUUUAGAAAUUCUUAAAGAGGAUACUUUCCAUGGACUGGAAAACCUGGAAUUCCUGCAAGCCGAUAACAAUUUUAUCACAGUGAUUGAACCAAGUGCCUUUAGCAAGCUCAACAGACUCAAAGUGUUAAUUUUAAAUGAUAAUGCUAUUGAGAGUCUUCCUCCAAACAUCUUCCGAUUUGUUCCUUUAACCCAUCUAGAUCUUCGUGGAAAUCAGUUACAAACAUUGCCUUAUGUUGGCUUUCUCGAACACAUUGGCCGAAUAUUGGAUCUUCAGUUGGAGGACAAUAAAUGGGCCUGCAAUUGUGACUUACUGCAGUUAAAAACUUGGUUGGAGAACAUGCCUCCGCAGUCUAUAAUUGGUGAUGUUGUCUGCAAUAGCCCUCCAUUUUUUAAAGGAAGUGUACUCAGUAGACUAAAGAAGGAAUCCAUUUGCCCCACUCCACCAGUGUAUGAAGAACAUGAGGAUCCUUCAGGAUCAUUACAUUUGGCAGCAACAUCUUCAAUAAAUGAUAGUCGCAUGUCAACUAAGACCACAUCCAUUCUAAAACCACCCACCAAAGCACCACGUUUGAUACCUUAUAUUACAAAGCCAUCUACUCAACUUCCAGGACCUUACUGCCCUAUUCCUUGUAACUGCAAAGUCCUAUCCCCAUCAGGACUUCUAAUACAUUGUCAGGAGCGCAACAUUGAGAGCUUAUCAGAUCUGAGACCUCCUCCGCAAAAUCCUAGAAAGCUCAUUCUAGCGGGAAAUAUUAUUCAUAGUUUAAUGAAGUCUGAUCUAGUGGAAUAUUUCACUUUGGAAAUGCUUCACUUGGGAAACAAUCGUAUUGAAGUUCUUGAAGAAGGAUCAUUUAUGAACCUAACGAGAUUACAAAAGCUGUAUCUAAAUGGUAACCAUCUGACCAAAUUAAGUAAAGGCAUGUUCCUUGGCCUCCAUAAUCUUGAAUACUUAUAUCUUGAAUACAAUGCCAUUAAGGAAAUACUGCCAGAAACAUUUAAUCCAAUGCCUAAACUUAAAGUCCUUUACUUAAAUAACAACCUCCUCCAAGUUUUGCCACCACAUAUUUUUUCAGGGGUUCCUCUAACUAAGGUAAAUCUUAAAACAAACCAGUUUACCCAUCUACCUGUAAGUAAUAUUUUGGAUGAUCUUGAUUUACUAACCCAGAUUGACCUUGAGGAUAACCCCUGGGACUGCUCCUGUGACCUGGUUGGACUGCAACAAUGGAUACAAAAGCUAAGCAAGAACACAGUGACAGAUGACAUCCUCUGCACUUCUCCCGGGCAUCUCGACAAAAAGGAAUUAAAAGCCCUAAAUAGUGAACUUCUCUGUCCAGGUUUAGUAAAUAACCCAUCCAUGCCAACACAGACUAGUUACAUUAUUGUCACCACUCCUACAACAACAACGAAUACGGCCGAUACUAUUUUACGAUCUCUUACAGACGCUGUGCCACUGUCUGUUCUAAUAUUGGGACUUCUGAUUGUGUUCAUCACUAUUGUGUUCUGUGCUGCAGGGAUAGUGGUUCUUGUUCUUCACCGCAGGAGAAGAUACAAAAAGAAACAAGUAGAUGAGCAAAUGAGGGACAACAGUCCUGUGCAUCUUCAGUACAGCAUGUAUGGCCAUAAAACCACUCAUCACACUACUGAAAGACCCUCUGCCUCUCUCUAUGAACAGCACAUGGUGAGCCCCAUGGUUCAUGUCUAUAGGAGUCCCUCCUUUGGUCCAAAGCAUUUGGAAGAGGAAGAAGAGGGGAAUGAGAAAGAAGGAAGUGACGCAAAACAUCUCCAAAGAAGUCUUUUGGAACGGGAAAAUCAUUCACCACUCACAGGGUCCAAUAUGAAAUACAAAACCACGAACCAAUCGACAGAAUUUUUAUCCUUCCAAGAUGCCAGUUCAUUGUAUAGAAACAUUUUAGAAAAAGAAAGGGAACUUCAGCAACUAGGAAUCACAGAAUACCUAAGGAAAAACAUUGCUCAGCUCCAGCCUGAUAUGGAGGCACAUUAUCCAGGAGCCCACGAAGAACUGAAAUUAAUGGAAACAUUAAUGUACUCACGUCCAAGGAAGGUAUUAGUGGAACAGACGAAAAAUGAGUAUUUUGAACUCAAAGCUAAUUUACAUGCUGAACCUGACUAUUUAGAAGUCCUGGAGCAGCAAACAUAGAUGGAGAGUUUGAGGGCUUUCACAGAAAUGCUGUGAUUCUGUUUUAAGUCCAUACCUUGUAAAUAAGUGCCUUACAUGAGUGUGUCAUCAAUCAGAACUUAAGCACAGUAGUAAACUACGGGGGAAAAAAGGAAGAAAAAUAAACUCAGGGAUCAUUGGGAGAAGCCAUGGCAUUAUCUUCAGGCAAUUUAGUCUGUCCCAAAUAAAAUAAAACCUUGCAUGUAAAUCAUUCAAGGGUUAUAGUAAUAUUUCUCCAUAUACUGAAAAGUGUCUCAUAGGAGUCCUCUUGCACAUCUAAAAAGGUUGAACAUUUAAGUAUCCUGAAUUUUCUUGAAUUGCUUUCCCUAUAAAUUACAAUUGGAUUUCAUCAUUUAAAAACCAUACCUGUAUAUGUAGUUAUAAUAUGUAAGGAAUACAUUGUUUAUAACCAGUAUGUACUUCAAAAAUGUAUAUUGUCAAACAUACCUAACUUUCUUGCAAUAAAUGCAAAAGAAACUGGAACUUGACAAUUAUAAAUUACAAACAGUGAAGAAAAAAUACAAAGGUUGUAAUUACAUAGGUCAUGGGUGGCUCAAAACUUUGAGCAUUUGAGCUUAAACAAAUGCCACUCUCGUGCAUUCUAAGUUUAAGAAGUUAAAAUGAUUAAUAGUUCAGGUGGAAUAAAUAAGCAUAUUUUGGGGGGUUUUCUACACAUUUUGUGUAGAUAAUUUUAAUGUCAGUGCUGCUGUGAACUAAAGUAUGUCAUUUAUGUUCAAAGUUUAAUUCUUCUUCUAGGGAUAUUUUUAAAAUGCUACUGAGAUUCUGCUGUAAAUAUGACUAGAGAAUCUAUUGGGUUUGCUUUAUUUCAUAGGCUUAAUUCUUUGUAAAUUUGAAUGACCAUGAUAGAAAUACAUUUCUUGUGGCAAGUAAUUCACAGUUGUAAAGUAAAUAGGAAAAAUUAUUUUAUUUUUAUUGAUGUAUAUUGAUAGAUGCCAUAAAUCAGUAGCAAAAGGCACUUCUAAAGGUAAGUGGUUUAAGUUGCCUCAAGAGAGGGACAAUGUAGCUUUAUUUUACAAGAAGGUAUAGUUAGAUUUCUAUGAAAUAUUUAUUCUGUACAGUUUUAUAUAUUUUUGGUUCACAAAAGUAAUUAUUCUUGGGUGCCUUUCAAGAAAAUUAAAAAUACUACUCACUACAAUAAAACUAAAAUGAAAACUC
This is a messenger RNA of Mandrillus leucophaeus (drill), 4317 nucleotides long. It is a transcript of the gene SLITRK6, whose product is annotated as SLIT and NTRK-like family, member 6. Gene Ontology annotation, biological process: regulation of presynapse assembly; axonogenesis; positive regulation of synapse assembly. The coding region runs from base 598 to 3123 and encodes 841 amino acids. NCBI's taxonomy places the organism in Eukaryota, Metazoa, Chordata, Mammalia, Primates, Cercopithecidae. Gene Ontology annotation, cellular component: membrane. The record is from RefSeq and is a predicted model, not a curated record. The transcript is spliced from 2 exons. Gene Ontology annotation, molecular function: protein binding.